UAACUUCCUGUUCCAAUGAGUUAGGAUGACGAUCCUAUGUCAGAAUGGUUCAGAUAAAACUACAGAACGAAGCCAACAUCAGCAUGAGCUUUGGUUGCGAAUGGUAUGAACUUUGAACUAUUAUUCAAGACAGACAGUGAUACCUCCUAGCCGUUGAGUUAGCGACCGCAGCUGCAAACGCAGGUUAGGAAGGAACGGACAAAGUAUUCCAUCUACCACACAACGACGUUACUUCAACUUAUCCAAGUGACCACCAGAGACAUUCUUCAAAGGACAGAGGACUCGGUUUGGCAACACGGUCUUCCAUCUACCACCAACCUACUGAAGCGCAGCGAGAAAUGGAGCCUAGAAGAAUCCUCACGCAGAUCCUAUGUGUGUUCUUUCUUACAACUGGACGAAAUGAAGGAAAGCUUGAUGCAAAGUCGUGUUCAGGACGGCCUGCAUUGAAAUUAGACCAGGCAUGUCUUACGUUCCAUAACCAGCUACCAACUGGAGUUGAUGUCCUCUACACAUCUGAUUACUGCUACAAGUGUCUGUACCAGCCUCUGGUCAGUGUUCUAAAUGGUCCCCAGAAUGCAUCUGUCGUGGUCAGCACCGUCCUCACUCUGACACUGCAGUUACAACCAAUGGGCAGAAACACAACUCUCUGCAGUUGGAGUCAGUUGUAUGAAGAAGCUGCCCAUUACUCUGUCUGGAUCCAAGAGUCAGAAUCUCCCAUCAAUGUCAUUUGCUAUCAGACUGUGGAUGUCAGUCCAAGUAACAUCUAUUUCCCUCUGUUGGUGGCAGCUCUUCUGCUGGCACUUAUUAGUCUCCUAUGUGUCCUUGUUCCCUACCUGUACAGGAGGCGUUGUACGACGAAGCUCAUCAAGACCAUUUGUCACGAAGGACCACAACAUGCAAUGGAUGAUGAAACCCAAGGUUGUGGGGACGAGGUUAACACUGCCCAGCCAAAACCAACACGACUGCGCUCACUGGACACUUUCCGAGGACUCUCCCUGACAAUCAUGGUUUUUGUGAACUAUGGAGGUGGAGGGUACUGGAUAUUUCAACACGCGCCUUGGAAUGGUCUUACUGUGGCUGAUCUUGUGAUGCCUUGGUUUGUGUUCAUCAUUGGGACGUCUGUAGUAUUGGCCUUCACCUCCAUGCAGAAAAGGGGAGUUAGCCGUCGGCAGCUAAUACGCAAGCUAACAUGGAGAACUGUGGUCCUCAUCCUUAUCGGCUUUUGUUUCAUGAACUACUCUCCAAAGGAUGGAUUAUUAUCUUGGUCUUGGCUGAGAAUCCCUGGAGUCCUCCAGCGUCUGGGAUUCACCUACUUCAUACUGGCUCUGAUGCAGACUUUCUGUGGCAUGAGAGAGAUCCCAUUGAGCAGGGAUCGCUGGUGGGACCCUGUCCAGGAUGUGUUCUUGUAUUGGCCAGAGUGGAUCUUCAUUAUUCUUCUGGAGACAUUAUGGCUGUGUCUCACCUUUCUAUUGCCUGUGCCGAACUGUCCCACAGGUUAUUUAGGGGCAGGUGGGAUUGGGGAUAAUGGCCUUUAUCCCAACUGUACUGGGGGAGCAGCUGGGUACAUUGACAAGUGGUUAUUGGGAGAUAACAUCUACCAUUGGCCAACAUGCAAGGCAAUGUAUCGUACUACCCAGCCCUUUGACCCAGAGGGGGUUCUGGGUACUAUCAACUCCAUCGUCAUGGGAUUCAUGGGGAUGCAAGCGGGAAAAAUUCUAAUUUUUUACAGGAAAAAGGAUGUCAGCGUCCUCUCCCGAUUCCUAGUAUGGGCCAUCCUCCUGGGAAUCUCAGCAGCCAUCCUUUCUAAGUGCACGCGAGACGAAGGAUUUAUACCUGUCAAUAAAAACCUUUGGUCUCUGUCAUAUAUCACCUGUAUGGGCUGCUUCUCUUUCCUCCUGCUGGGAGUCAUGUAUUUCGUCAUGGACGUUAAGGGCUGGUGGGGCGGCCAACCCUUCAUUUACCCAGGGUUGAAUUCCAUAUUUGUGUACGUGGGCCAUUCUCUCCUGGGGUCCUACUUCCCCUUCAGCUGGGAGAUGCGCUUUGUGGACAGCCACUGGGAGAAGCUGUUCCAGAGCCUGUGGGCCACCUCUCUCUGGGUCCUCAUCGCUUUCCUGCUAUACAGGAAGAAGUUCUUUCUCAAAAUCUAAUAACUCCUUUCAUUCAGUGUUUGCUUUCAUUCUGAGCCAUUGUUGUGGGAAUUAUUGCAAAUGCUUGACUUUAUUGUUUUACUGUAAAGUGUGUUGUGAUUUUAAAUGCACUUUAAAUACAGUUUGUUUUGAUCUGA
Molecule: messenger RNA, 2284 nt
Organism: Oncorhynchus masou masou (cherry salmon)
Lineage: Eukaryota; Metazoa; Chordata; Actinopteri; Salmoniformes; Salmonidae
Exons: 19
Coding region: 339-2147 (602 amino acids)
Source: RefSeq, a predicted model, not a curated record